AUGUUACAGACUGAAGUCACAUUUUGUCUGGUUCAGCUAGCCUGCUCCUGCCUCCUCUGCUGUUUUUGUUUUUGUUCAAUCUUAGCUCCACCAAAGCUGUCUUCAUAUGCAAAAACUGAGGACAAGCUUCUCAAAGAUCUGUUCAGCAACUACCAGAAAUGGGUGCGACCAGUGGAACAUCUUAAUGGGACAGUACGGGUUAAAUUCAGAUUGGCCAUCACGCAGCUGGUAGAUGUGGAUGAGAAGAACCAGCUGAUGACCACCAAUGUCUGGAUGAAGCAGGAAUGGGUUGACACAAAGCUGAGAUGGAACCCUAAACACUACCUGGGUAUAACAUCUAUUAGAGUGCCAUCAGACUCCAUCUGGAUUCCUGACAUUGUUCUCUUUGAUAAUUCAGAUGGAAAUUUUGAGGCCACAGCUACUAAAGCAGUGGUAAAGUAUGAUGGCACGAUCUCCUGGACACCCCCUGCUAACUACAAAUCUGCCUGCACAAUAGAUGUUACCUUCUUUCCUUUUGAUCUUCAGAACUGCUCCAUGAAGUUUGGUUCCUGGACCUAUGAUGGCUCACAGGUAGACAUAAUCCUAAAGGACGUCCAUGUGGAUAAGCGAGACUACUUUGAUAAUGGUGAAUGGGAGAUUGUAACAGCUACAGGCAGUCGAGGUUUAAGGAUGGACAGUACUGGUUCCUAUCCCUUCAUCACUUACUCCUUCAUCAUCCGACGCCUUCCACUGUUUUACACGCUCUUCCUUAUCAUUCCUUGUAUUGGACUGUCCUUUUUGACUGUGCUGGUUUUCUACCUUCCUUCUAACUGUGGAGAGAAGAUCUCUCUUUGUACUUCAGUUCUCGUCUCACUUACUGUCUUUCUCUUAGUGAUAGAGGAGAUCAUCCCGUCCUCGUCCAAGGCGAUUCCACUCAUUGGGGAGUAUCUGGUCUUCACUAUGAUCUUUGUCACAUUGUCCAUCAUCAUCACAGUCUUUGCCAUCAACAUUCACCACCGCUCUUCGUCCACGCAUAACGACAUGGCACCCUGGGUCCGCCGCAUCUUCCUACACAGUCUGCCCAAGCUUCUCUGCAUGCGUAGCCAUGUGGACCGCUACGCCUCGUCAGGAACAGCAGAAUUAAAUGGUGGAAAGAGUUCAAAACCUGGGGGCAACCAUCUGCUUAGUUCAGCACACAAUCUGCAGUCGGCACUGGAUUCAAUUAGAUACAUCACUCUUCAUGUGGUAAAGGAGAACCAAGUCAGAGAGGUUGUUCAAGACUGGAAGUUUGUGGCUCAAGUGCUGGAUCGAGUUUUCCUGUGGGCCUUCUUAUCAGUCUCUGUGCUUGGUUCUGCUCUCCUCUUUAUUCCUGUUAUUUAUAAAUGGGCCAAUAUUAUCGUUCCAAACUAUGCUGAUAACAGCAGCUGAACUUUUCCAGUAUCUGUAAGUCAUCUCUAAAUGCUGUACAUGUAGGCCUAAGUGAACUGUAUGCUGUUGAAGUCUGAUCCAGGCCAAAGAGGAAGCGUGUAGCCAGUGUAAAAUUCCAAAGACAGGAUUCAUUGCUGUAUGUGAAUGUAUUAGGGACCGUAGUAUGAGUAAGGACAGUAAGACCUUUAAUAACACUGAAAGAAAUGUACACAUAUUGAGCAACAUGCUUAAUGUGACAAUACCAAGCCAAAUUCUGCAGGUGUUACAUAGCAUGACUGUAAAAUCAAAAAGUACACUGACCUUCCUACAGUUCAAACAUGUCUCAUGCUAAAACCAUGAGGCAUUUUUAUGCACAAAAUACAACAAAAAAGGCCUGGUAUUGUUGUCAGGCUAAAGACGGGAUCAAUUGGUAUCCUUAGUUUUCAAAUGAUUGUGGUAAACAUGCUCCAGUCCCAACUUUUUAGGCACAUGUUAUGAAUGUAUAUUUACAGUAAAACUAUAACAUUUAAA
This is a messenger RNA of Trichomycterus rosablanca, 1917 nucleotides long. It is a transcript of the gene chrna5, whose product is annotated as cholinergic receptor, nicotinic, alpha 5. Gene Ontology annotation, molecular function: acetylcholine receptor activity; acetylcholine-gated monoatomic cation-selective channel activity. The transcript has 8 exons. Gene Ontology annotation, biological process: signal transduction; monoatomic ion transmembrane transport; regulation of membrane potential. The record is from RefSeq and is a predicted model, not a curated record. Gene Ontology annotation, cellular component: postsynaptic membrane; synapse; neuron projection. Bases 1 to 1407 code for a protein of 468 amino acids. NCBI's taxonomy places the organism in Eukaryota, Metazoa, Chordata, Actinopteri, Siluriformes, Trichomycteridae.